This is a messenger RNA of Plodia interpunctella (Indianmeal moth), 6303 nucleotides long. RefSeq names its product foraging (gene for). Gene Ontology annotation, biological process: protein phosphorylation. The coding region runs from base 336 to 3536 and encodes 1066 amino acids. The record is from RefSeq and is a predicted model, not a curated record. The transcript is spliced from 11 exons. Gene Ontology annotation, molecular function: cGMP-dependent protein kinase activity; ATP binding. NCBI's taxonomy places the organism in Eukaryota, Metazoa, Arthropoda, Insecta, Lepidoptera, Pyralidae.
CGGCGCGGCUUUGACGUGAUUGGUCGCCGCGGCCCCGAUGCCUCGCGUUCUGAAUUUAAAAUAGUCGCGAUCGAGUUCAUUGUGAGAGACAAUGUUUUGUUCACCUCUGCAAGUUUUUGUUUAACAACUUUAUAUGAAACAAUUAAACCGGAGCAUGGUGAAUUGUCAUUGUGUUUUAUAAACAAGGGAAAAAAGUGAUAUUAAAUUUUGAAACGGAGAAGUAACUACAUGAAAAUUUCAAGAAAAAUGGAAAUAAAAUUGUCAUUGAUGUAUCAUCUAUUCAGAAAACUAUUUCUGUGCAAUAAUUUAAUGAAGUCAAACAAAUUGAGAACACAAUGAAAAUCAAACAUUACCCAGGAAAAGCGGUCAUGGAGGAUCCGUGGCUCUCUAUAACGGAUAGGACUAUGGACCUUGUUUAUGCCGCGAAUUGGGUUGGAGCAAGAAAUCUUACUUCUUAUAAUGAAAAUGAGAGCAACUCUAAUUCAUCGACUAAAUAUAAUACCAUAUCCAGAAGCAAGUCGUGUAGAGAUGUAGGCCGUAAUGACAGAGAAUAUGACAACAAAACAUUUGCCGCUGAAAACAAUGGUUAUAGAUAUUCACACAAUAGUCCCAACGGAAAUAUAUCUCAAUUAGCUAAAUAUCAACAAAACAUAGAAGAAAAGGCAAGAGCUAAUAACAAUCUUAUUACUCAAAAUAAAUUAAAACAUAGUUAUAGUUUUAAAGAUAUGCCUAAUGGUUAUAAACCAUCUACUUUAAGGCGUGUAAAAAGAAGAAAUUUCACUGAAUGGGAUAUUGAAGCAUUUGGUAGUAAACAGGCGCCCGUUCCACCUCAGAGGAAGGAUUCUCUUAAAUACGCGCAUCGGCAAAGGAAAGUAGAUUCAAAGAAAAAUCAUUAUCCAUUACCUGAUCCUGGUCCUGUGCCGGCAGAUCCAUCCUCGGAAUCGUACUAUGAAUAUUACUCGCGAGUCAGUCAACAAAAUAACGACACAGAUAGCGAUAAAAUAAAACAAUUACAAAGAGAUGUAAGAAAAGACAAGCUCACAAAUGAAAAUACUCAAAAUGGAAAUGCCAGUAGCUUUAGUAACGAUAAAAUGUAUCAAAUAAUUAAUUCAAUGGCGACAUUAGAUUUGACUCCAAUGAAAUCUAGAGCGGGGAAUCAAAGUUACAACGUAGAUUGUGAGGUUGAAGAUUUGGGUAUAUACAUGCGACCUAUUAACGGCUCGUUAUCUACAAGCGAACCACUUCCUAACCACAUAAUACAUCAGGUAAACGAACGAAACGGACGCAUGGAGGAUGCUAAACCUAGCUUCCGCUCUAAAUCUAUGAGAGUCAAGAGCGAAGGAAGAGCUCCGUUGCAGGCUUAUCUCGACGUCGUUCAGCCUGAUAACAGACACCAAAACGGAGUCACUGUCACUCAACCAAAGCGCAACUUGUCGCCGAGUGAACAGCUGACAAUGAUGCAGUACGAAUUAUACAACGGAAACCAACAUCCACCCGCUACUCCCAUUAGCAAUGGCUACAAUUCAUCAAUUCCGGGAAUAGAAAGUGACAAUAGGACUACAAACGGUAGUGUGACACAAGAUAAACGUGAAAAAUAUGGAAAAAUGUACAAUACUGUGAGAGUGAAAAGUGAUGAUAGAUACGAUAGGUAUAAUGACUUAUUAUCAUUUGGGAAAGUUGGUAAUGAGGAUCGUGCAAUUAAUGGAACUUGUGUUUUUAAUAGAAGUGCCAAAAGUUCAUCUAGUGGUUCAGACUCUGACUUUUCGAUACCGCGUCCCAAAUUGAUAGUGCCCGUUCAUACAUAUGGGAUGCGAAAACGAAGAACUGGAAAUCUUUGUCAACGGGACAGCAAUGCUACAGAAUCAUCUUUGGAUGCUGGAGUUCUUCUUGACGUCACUAAAUUGGAAGACGUAAGGGAUAAAGCUGUUGAGAAAGAAAUCCAAAAUGGGGAACCAGAGGGCCGAGUGGAAGUCUCGAGGGAGAACAAGUACCUCAGCACGAUGGCGCCAGGCAAGGUGUUCGGCGAGCUGGCCAUCCUCUACAACUGCAAGAGGACGGCCACGAUUAAGGCCGCCACCGACUGCCGCCUUUGGGCCAUCGAACGCCAAUGCUUCCAAACCAUCAUGAUGAGGACCGGUCUCAUCAGACAGGCGGAGUACACCGACUUCCUCAAGAGUGUCCCGAUCUUUAAAGACUUGCCAGAAGACACCCUCAUCAAGAUUUCUGAUGUUCUAGAAGAGACUCACUACCAGACGGGUGACUACAUCAUCAGGCAAGGCGCCCGAGGUGACACUUUCUUCAUCAUUUCUAAAGGAGAGGUAAAAGUAACACAGAAGCCGCCAAACAGUAAUGAUGAGAAAUUCAUAAGAACGCUCACGAAAGGAGAUUUCUUCGGCGAGAAAGCAUUGCAAGGAGAUGAUCUCCGAACAGCAAACAUCAUCUGUGAUUCCCCAGAAGGCUGCACGUGUCUCGUGAUUGACCGGGAGACCUUCAAUCAGCUGAUAUCUACCCUUGAUGAGAUCCGAACCAAGUACAAGGAUGAAGGCGAGAGUAGACAGAGAUUAAACGAAGAAUUUGCCAACCUCCGCCUCUCAGAUUUGCGCAUCAUAGCAACGCUUGGUAUCGGCGGCUUUGGCAGAGUGGAGCUGGUGCAAAUCCAGGGAGACUCCAGCAGAUCCUUCGCCCUGAAGCAAAUGAAGAAAGCCCAGAUCGUUGAGACCAGACAGCAACAGCACAUCAUGUCUGAGAAGGAAAUCAUGUCGGAGAUGAACUGCGAAUUCAUAGUGAAGUUGUUCAAGACAUUUAAAGAUAGGAAAUAUUUGUAUAUGCUGAUGGAAACUUGCCUUGGAGGAGAAUUAUGGACUAUUUUGAGAGAUAAAGGUCAAUUCGACGAUGCCACAACUAGGUUCUACACAGCGUGUGUUGUAGAGGCCUUCCAUUAUUUACAUUCUAGAAAUAUUAUUUACAGGGAUCUCAAACCAGAGAAUUUACUUUUGGACUCGAAAGGCUACGUAAAGCUUGUGGACUUCGGUUUCUCCAAGAAGCUGCAGGCCAGCCGCAAGACCUGGACGUUCUGCGGCACGCCGGAGUACGUCGCGCCGGAGGUCAUCAUGAACAGGGGUCAUGACAUCAGCGCCGACUAUUGGUCCUUAGGUGUACUCAUGUUCGAGCUGCUGACUGGCUCGCCGCCGUUCACGGGCGCGGACCCCAUGAAGAUCUACAACAAGAUCCUGAAGGGCAUCGACGCGGUGGAGUUCCCGCGGUCCAUCACGCGGAACGCCGCCAACCUCAUCAAGAAGCUGUGCCGCGAUAACCCGGCCGAGCGCCUCGGCUACCAGCGCGGCGGCAUCACAGAGAUACAGAAGCACAAAUGGUUCGACGGCUUCAACUGGGAGGGUCUGGCGCAGCGCACGCUGGAGCCGCCGAUCACGCCGACCGUGCGCUCGGCCGUGGACACCCACAACUUCGACCAGUACCCGCCCGACGCGGACGAACCCCCGCCGGACGACCUUUCCGGCUGGGACGCUACGUUCUAAAAUUAAAAAUAUUUCAAAUAUGGAACAUUUUUUGUUUUUUACGAUACGUUGUUUGGACACUUUGUUCUAAAUUGAAAUCUAAUGAUUUGAGUGGAACAUUUUUACGACCGGUCAUUCUGAAUGCUUCUUUUUAAUUUUCGAACAAUGUUUCAAUAUUACAGAUUCUGAUUCGAAUUCCCAUGUGCUCACACAUAACUCGUAUUUUGGAAUGCUUCGUUCUAAAUUUAAAUCAUUGAAUUAAACUAAAAUGGAACUAACUGCUCAUUCUAAACCACAGACCAUUUAGGCUAAAUGGUCUGUGUUCUAAACGCUUCCCUCUGACAUUAUCAAUUUUCGAACAAGAUUUGAGUUUGAUUCGUAUCAAUAAUAAGUUGAUGUGCAACUUGACGGUUGUGAUUCUCAUCUUUUCAAAUAAUAGAUAAGCUCUUCACUCCGAUUACUCUGAUUGGGUGUAGAGAUAUUACUUUCUUAUUUUCGAUAGUAGAUGUAUUAAAAACGUUUUUCUUACUUUACUUUCCGUUACAUUCUUUUUUUUUCUUGUUUGUGACAUUGCACGCAAAAUAAGUAAAUAAACUUUUUCAUAUUAUAAAUAGUACUAAAUUUUACCUCAAAAGUCGUAAGAGGAAUAGCGAAGCGAGACCGAACCGAAAGAAAAUCAUGUAUCCAACUGAUAGUGGCAAAGUCCGAAUAUUUUUUCUCACUCAAAACAUAUUUUUUAAAGUUUAUUUAACAAACAUCUGAAUUAUUAUAUUGAUGUAUGUUUUGGAUGUGUGGGUGAUUGUCAUAGUGAUAAGGUCGUAUUUUUAUGGCUAUAUUUAGUACACAUGCUUAUCUUGAUAUGAAAUAUUUCAAAUAUUUAUGUGACAUAUUUGCCAUAUGGUGAUUGCUGAUUUAAUAUCGUAGCAAAGGUACCGAGACCUAAAAUUGACAAUAGUAAGAAAUGAGUAUUUCCAAAAUAUUUUAUCUUUAAACAAUAUUAGUUCUGGGGACAUUUUCUAUGCAUUUACUGGUUACGAUUAAAACAUCUAAAAACAAAUUUUAAUGUCAAAUUUCGUAAAUUCAGUAUCUAGAUUAUUUUCAUACGAUGGCUUUUGAAAAAAUUGUAUAUUUUUUCGUUUUAUAAUUACAGCAGUAUGAAGUGUAACCUCGUGUGUGAGUGAGAAAGCAAUACAUCUGGACAUAUAUUUGAUUUUUAUAAAAUGUUAAGGUUACAAGAACUAUAGGUGUUAAAAAGUGCCUAAUAAAGUUAACUAUUCGAAUAUAAUGCUUGUAAUGGCAUUUUUAUGAAAGUAGUAUAUAAUAUAAUCGUGUAAUAUAAAUUGAUUUAGUAAUUAACAGAGCAGAUCUUAAUACCAUACAUACCUAUUUAUUUUAAUGGCUUGCCAACUAUGUAAUAAUUCAUGUUAUUGACAUAACUAUGAUGUUAAUUUAGUUUAGAUAAUUAAUAUAAGUGAUACAUCGGUGUUCAGUAGAGUUUAAAUCAAAAACAUAUUUUUUGGAGAUUUAAUAUUUUAUACCAUUUAUCGUAAAUCAUAUUGAUGUUUUUACCAUUUUUGUAUUUACUCACAUAUUACGCUACGGAAUUUUCAGUAUUCGACCAAAUUCAAACAAGACGUACGAAAGGAUUAUCAAACAUAUGCCUAGAGCAAAUAAUUAAGAAAAUAUGAAAAAAUAACACUAAUUUGAAAUGAAAAAAAAGUUCCAAUAAUAGUAUUUAAAAUGAGUAAAAUAUUCAUCAUCAUCAUCAUUGAAUUUUUUUUUCUCAUUUUCUUUAUUACGUGCUCUGGGGAGUAAACUGAAUCGAUAUUACCAACAUGUAACAUAAAUACCUAUAUUCUAUUACUCAGUAAACAUUUAAUUUCCAUAACAAUUAGCAUAUUCAUGAAAAAAAUAAAAUUUGAUUAGAUUUAUAAAGGGAACAAAUGCAAUGUCUAAUUAAAAUAAUGUUAUUUUUAAGAUGUACGCAAACCAUGGUAUUUCGUUAGUCCUUUACGGCCCAUUUUAAACUGUAGCUAUUUAUUUAGAAUGGUAAUCAAUAUCCACGUUACCAAUAUAAUUUAGCUAACACUCCUAAAUCACCUUCAUAUCAACGAAUCUUAUUAAAAUCUUGUAAAUGAAUCAGUUUUUACAUAGGUAGGCAUAAUCAAACUCGUGCUAUUCGUGUCAAAGACAAAGAAAACUGAAGACGACGGGCUACCGUAACCAGAUGAGAUAGAAGAUUUUCAUAAAACGUAAAAAGCAGAAGAUUGGGUCUUGUAAAAUCAAUACGGUGACAGACAAAAUACUGUCCCGUUUCUUUUCGUGAUUUUUAAUACGCAUUUCUUUUUCUUGUAUGAGUGAAGAGUAUGACGAAGUCUAUAUUUUUCUCUGUCUAUGAUUCAUGAUAUAAAAAUAUAUUUAAAAACAAAUUCAUUGGAAAUCUUGUAAAAAUCUAUAACAAAUUAAUUUUAGUCUGUCAUGUGCUAAAUUUCGAGUGGUUCUAUAUGGUAGCUAUUUUCAACAUGACAUAAUUUAAGAGUCAAAUUGAAUAAGAUUUCGCUAUAAUUAUUUGUAAAUAUCUAGAGAAUUAUUUUUUGAGUAACUUAAUUUUUAAAUUUGUAUGAAUUUUAUUUGUAUUGAAGGCAAAAAUGUGUAAAGGAGUGAAUGCAAUAUAAAUAUUAUGUUUAGCUGUUAAAUAGGGACAGUUAUUUUUGUAACCAUAGUUUUAUGAAAUGAAUAUUUUAUUAAUUGUGAAAAAUGUAAAAAUACAUUAUUUUUCAAUAGCAUA